AUGCGGAACAAGUUUCUUGCAGUAUUUGAACGUAUCCGCGAAGAACUGGUUGUACAUAUGAAGUCCGAGAAGAUGCCUGAGGACGCCAUAGCGUGGUUCAACGAGAACCUCAUCUACAAUGUCCCUGGAGGUAAACUUAAUCGCGGCAUAUCCGUCGUCGACACCGUCGCAAUCCUUCUAAACCGCCCUCCAACUGAAGACGAAUACUUCAAAGCUGCCCUCCUCGGAUGGUGUAUCGAGCUUCUUCAAGCGUUCUUCCUCGUUUCCGAUGACAUGAUGGAUGGCUCCAUCUCGCGCCGCGGCCAGCCCUGCUGGUACCGUGUCUCUGAUGUCAAGGGUCUCGGAAAGGUACAUAACGUCGCCGUCAACGACUCAUGCAUGCUUGAGGGCGCCAUCUACCACAUCCUCAAGAACCACUUCAGGUGUGAGAGCUAUUAUGUUGAUUUGUUGGAAUUGUUCCAGGAGGUAACAUACAAGACCGAAAUGGGUCAGCUCGUCGACCAGAUCACUGCCCCCGAAAGCAACGUCGACAUACGCAAAUACACCCUCCCCAAACAUACUUUCAUUGUACGGUACAAAACAGCCUACUACUCCUUCUAUCUCAGUGUUGCGCUCGCCAUGCGCAUGUGCGGCGUCCCGGACGUAUACGAGCUCGAUGGAAAGACUGUCGAGCCGUACAAAGAAGCCGACCGCAUCCUCAUUCCCAUGGGCGAGUUCUUCCAGGUGCAAGACGACUACCUCGACUAUCACGGCACAGAGGCACAGAUCGGGAAGAUCGGCACGGACAUCGUCGAUGGUAAAUGCUCCUGGUGCGUGUGCACUGCACUCACGUCUGGCACCGAAGUGCAGAAACAGCUCCUGUAUGAGAACUACGGGAAGAGGGGUGCGAACCAGGCUGUGAAGGAGCAAGCUGUGAAGGACAUGUACAACGACGAGCAAGGGCUGAACGUUCCCAAGCGCUACGAUGAGUAUUCGAAGAACACUGUGGCAGAGAUUAAUGCGAUGAUCGAGCUGGUACCGGAGCCUGGUGCUCAGGACGAGUUGAGGGGUGAUAGGCUGAGGCGAGAUGUGUUCCGGGCCUUCUUGAGUAAGAUCAUUGAUCGUACGGCGUAG
This is a messenger RNA of Suillus paluster, 1113 nucleotides long. Its product is annotated as farnesyl-pyrophosphate synthetase. Gene Ontology annotation, biological process: trans, trans-farnesyl diphosphate biosynthetic process. The transcript has 4 exons. The record is from RefSeq and is a predicted model, not a curated record. The coding region runs from base 1 to 1113 and encodes 370 amino acids. Gene Ontology annotation, cellular component: cytoplasm. NCBI's taxonomy places the organism in Eukaryota, Fungi, Basidiomycota, Agaricomycetes, Boletales, Suillaceae. Gene Ontology annotation, molecular function: dimethylallyltranstransferase activity; (2E,6E)-farnesyl diphosphate synthase activity.